Molecule: messenger RNA, 1539 nt
Organism: Medicago truncatula (barrel medic)
Lineage: Eukaryota; Viridiplantae; Streptophyta; Magnoliopsida; Fabales; Fabaceae
Product: putative 4-hydroxy-4-methyl-2-oxoglutarate aldolase 3
Exons: 2
Coding region: 888-1397 (169 amino acids)
Biological process (GO): regulation of RNA metabolic process
Molecular function (GO): ribonuclease inhibitor activity
Source: RefSeq, a predicted model, not a curated record
AACUAUAUAGUGAACCCUAUUCUGGAAUCCAUACAAUGAAACUAUACAAUGAACCCUCAAACUAGUAGAUUAUUGAUGCAUCAUAAUAAUUCAGAGAACACAAACAACAAAAGUUCAACAACCAAACCAAAUGCAUGUUUUGAAAUCCAUUUCAAAGAUUUCCCUAUUUGUUUGAGCCAAACUUAAGCUCUCUGUAACUACAUAUACAAACAUAUUGGUAUGAUACCAUUACAAUCAUCAAGACAACACAAUUUGUAUAUAAGUAUGUUCAGCAAAAGAAUAUACACAAUAUUUCUAAACCAUGAUAAUUUCAUAUAGUCAUCAAUCGAAUGGCACAACUGUUAAUCAAAUGACCAUAACACAGCCUCAAAAUUACUACAAAUAUAAACAGAGAACAAAUCCAAAACAUGUACCAAACUAACCACAAAACUUUACCUCAGAGAAUACUGAUGACUUGAUUUCUCUGAGACAUCUUUUUGAAGUCUUCACUCUUCACCGGUCAGUUUCGCGUCUUCCUCUGCCUGGUUUUCGUCAUCAGAACCCACCACCAGCAAUGGCCGUAAUUCUCUUCUUAGCACAUUUCGAGUCAGUUCUGCUUGUGUUGUAUUCGAUGGCACGCUUUGUUCCAGAUCUGGCCGGUACCGGAGUGAACUGGGCCUAUGGCAGGCUUCCAUGGGCUUAAAAGUGAGGGGUUUGACUUUGGCAUCAUAAUUGAAUUAGUUUUCCACUUGAAGAAAUAUGUCACUCACACUCUUAGUAUAAAUCCCCCUCCUUACAUAUUCCAAAAAACCAAACAAAAGCUCACUCCUCAAUCCCACUAAUUAACUCCUCAACUCUUCUUCAGCUGUCUUCAUCUCUCCUCUGCCUUUAAUUUGGAUUUGUGAAACAUGGCUUCUCCAAGAACAGCAGAGAUAUGUGACACAAACGCAACACACAUAGCAAGUGGUGAUUUGAGAAUACUGCAUCCAGUGUUCCAGAUAUAUGGCCACUGCCGGGCAUUCUCCGGCCCCAUCGUUACUGUAAAAGUGUUUGAAGACAAUGUCUUGGCAAGAGAACUCCUUGAAACUAAAGGAGAAGGAAGAGUCUUGGUUAUUGAUCGAGGAGGAAGUAUGAGGUGUGCUCUUGUUGGAGGGAAUUUGGUGCAGUUGGCACAAAAUACGGGGUGGUCCGGAAUUAUUGUGAAUGGUUGUGUUAGAGAUGUGGAUGAGAUUAAUUUGUGUCAAGUUGGUGUUAGAGCUUUGGGUUCUUAUCCACUUGGAUCUAAUGAAAAGGGUACUGGUGAAAAACAUGUUGAUGUUUAUGUUGGAGGAACGUUUAUUCGUGAUGGAGAAUGGCUUUAUGCAGAUAGUGAUGGUAUAAUUGUUUCCAAGUUUGAGUUAUCUAUCAAUCUGAAAUAAUACUAGACUGUGGAGGUGAAAUGUUUUUUCAAUUGAGUUUCAGCUUUGAGCCAUUGUUGUAAUGCCAUGCUAUUUUGAGUAUCAUGUAUGAAAUGAAAGAAUAACAAUAAAUGCUGAGUGGGGAUAAGAAAGUAUUUCAGAA